AUGCCUCAGGUGUCAAUGGCAUCGAUUGGUCGACAUUCGGGCGAGCUUGUUGUAGUUAGAUCUGGUAGAAAACGUAAAUGGAAACUUAUAGGAUUUGUUUUAGCUGGUAUUUCUCUUCUAUUAGUUUCCAUUAUUAUAGUUAUGACUACUAGCCGGCUUCUACCAUCUAACUCAAGUAUUGACUUAAUAGCAACUACAGCCGCGAUUAGCAUCAAUACCACUACGGAUAUAACAACGACAGAAACAAAUUUUAUUGCUAAAAAUAAAACUUUAUUAGAAGGUCAAACAAGUACACCUUCGCGAACAACUUCAUUUGACUUUCCAUCAAUUAUACCAACUACGACUAAAUCAAAUGGCUCUGUUAUCUAUACUCCGGCUGCUAUAUCCGACUUUAAUGGAUACGAUAACUUUGUUGGUCUUACACUUAGUAAUUCUAUGUAUUAUAAUGUUCAACAUUUAACUUUAGUACAAGGAUACAUAGUUAGCGUUAGUUUACGUCUUUUUUCGAGUUGGGAAGGCGAUGACCCACUUUAUCUUUUUGCUAUAUCAAAAUAUUUUCUUGAUCAUCAGAUAGCACAUCGUUAUCCUGUCGUUCCAGAAAGAAACAACACAGAAUGGCAAACAAUUGAAAUUCCGUACGGAAAAUUUCCUCUACUUAUUAACGAUCAUUUAGCUAUUGGUAUGCAAAGUUAUAGUGAAACAAACCAGAUUUAUUCUAUAAGAUCGGCAAUAUCAAUACAUGGAAAAAAUAUUACGAAUACUACAAUGAAAGUUCAUCCACAAGCUAUAACAGGCUUCUAUGGUGCUGCAUUCACUUUUAUUCUUGUUCAAGAUCGUAAGAGAAUAUUUAAUAAAACUUUUUUUCAUGUAUUGCUUUCUAUUUAG
Messenger RNA from Rotaria sp. Silwood2, 885 nucleotides. Lineage: Eukaryota; Metazoa; Rotifera; Eurotatoria; Philodinida; Philodinidae. The record is from the annotation of a GenBank genome assembly.